AAAGGAGUAAUGAGCGUUUAAACGGAAGAGAAGAGAGGACGAUAAAUAAAUAAAUACGUUUUCAAAACUCAGCCCUUGUCAAAAAAGUUGCUGAAACCUCGAACAAAAUGCAAUUAUUAUCCAUACAAAAUUCAAACCUAAAAAUUACGAACCCUAGCGCUAAUUUGUAACCCUAAACUUCAAAUUUUUAACUCCAAUCCAAAAUUCCUGUUUAUUCAAACACUAGGGUUUCUUUCGCAGUGAUAUAAUGGACGAAAAAGUUGCAAAAUGGAUUAUAGAAUUCCUUCUGCGAAAACCAAUCAUCGACGAGAGGAUUAUCGAUGGCGUACUCUCAUGUCUUCCUUUUUCCAUCAAUGAUUACCGGUUAAAGAAAACGCUUCUUUUGCGAAAAAUUGAUUCGGAAACUACGAAUGGUUCCGUAUCCGAGAAGCUUCUCGAAUUACUUGAAACAGUUGAGGAAUUGGAUCAUAGAGAGGGGAAAACAGCGUCGGAUAAAUUGAAAGGUGCGUAUUGUGCGGUUGCUGUGGAUUGUACUUUGAGAUUUUUGGAGGAAAUUGUGGAAGAGAAUGGUAAGUAUUUUGAAGCAGUGGAAAAAAUUUGGAGAAAUAGAGUUUGUCAUAUGGAAGGUUUGGCUUCAGAUGAGUCGAAUCAUUGGUUGCAAGAUAUCGAAGCUGCGAUUUGGAAUUCCGAACUUCGUGAAAAGAUUUUGAAGAGGAAUACUAGGAACGAAGCUUUGAAAGCUGUUAGAGGUUACUUGAAGGAGGCUUGGAAGAGUAUGGGACCUGCAUUUCUUGAAUUGGUGGCUGCAAAGGUUGGAGACGAGUUGGAAAAGCUUCUUUGUGAUGCUGUUGUCAGUUCGGGUAACCCUUGCCGUGAAUUGGUUGCUUUUCAAGGAAUGCAAAAGGGUCAGUCUUUAGUUAGGCUAAAACAUAUGGCAGUGAAGACCUGUCGCACAAUGGACGAUAAGCUCCCGAUCUGCACAAUGGACAAAUGCCAAGCUCAUCAAUGUAGUUCCUCUGCAAGUGAUCUGCAACCUGAUGCUUGUCAAGCAGCUUGUGCACCUUCUGUUACAAAGGUGACAGACAACUCCAAUGACGUGAAAGCGGCAGCAAACGGGUUUAAUCCUGAUAUACAUUCAUCUGAAGUAACCAGAGUGCAAGAAUGUAAUUCCUUUGUGAAUGAUCUGCAACCUGAUGCUUGUGAUGCAGCUCGUGCACCUUCUGUCACAAAGGUGAUAGAUAACUCCAAUGAUGUGAAAACGGCAGAAUACGGGACUAAUCCUGUUAUGCAUUCACCUGGAGUAACGAGAGUACAUGAAUGUAGUUCCUCUGUCAGUGAUCUGCAACAUGUUGCAAGUCAAGCAGCUCGUGCACCUGAUGUUACAAAGGUGACAGACAACUCCAAUGAUGUGAAAGCUGCAGAAAACAGGACUAAUCCUGUUAUACAUUCACCUGAAGUAACCAGAGUGCAAGAAGCACUUAGAUUGAGUGCCAGGGAGCUGCGUGCAGCUGUCACAGAUCCUCUCCCAGAAGCAGUUGAAAUGGCCAAGAGUGUGUGUUCUAAUGCGGGGACACACAACCAUGAGGCUGUUGUAGGAAACCAGAAAGGAGCAGAGGCAUGUAUUGUCCCUGAAGUGGGCAGGGCGCAGCAAGCACAUGAAACUAGUUCCACGGAAGUGCAUCCUACUGGGAAGAACCCUAGUGCGGAUGCUUCUCAGAGAAUUGAGAAGGUGUCAUCUAAAACAGCAACAAACAAUGUGAAUAAUGAUGCUAUGUUAGCAAACCAGACACAACCAGGAAGCCAUGCACCUAGAGGGUCCACUGAGAAAACCCCUGAAAAGGUAGAUAAAGAUGACCUCGUGGAUGAGAUCGAAGACAGUGAUACUAACUCUCGAAAGCAACUGCGUAAACGCAAGCGUAAUCUCAUGGAGCCCAAUAGCACUAGUCAUACUAUGGAGUGGGAUGAUUCAAAUGAUAACGAGCGCAGAGAAUUCCGUGUUCGCUUACCUGCCUCUACUUCGAGGAGUAAGGUAUCACCUUUAAAUCUGUAUGUAGAAAAAAAAUUUGUUGUUAGGAGAGUGAGGAAGAGAUGGACUCCACAAGAAGAAGAUGCAUUGAGGGAAGGUGUGAAGAGGUUUGGCAGAAGUUGGAAAAAUAUUUUGGAAUGUUACAGGGUAGUAUUUGAAGACAGGACAGAUAUAGACUUAAAAGAUAAGUGGCGAAACAUGACUAGAUAAGUGUCUUAAUGCUCAGUCUUUUGUUCGGCAAACCUUAAAGGAGACGAUUGAUUCAAGGCCAUAGUUUUUCAUCUACGUAAUCUUCCUAUUCAUGGCCUUUUUGAUCGUUGUAAUCUUCCUUUUUUGUUGUUAAUACUAUGUAACUUUCCUGUCCUUGUAAAUGUAUUAUGCACAUGGAACCGAACAUUCUGUCAAAAUUUCAGGUUGUUUUGGCAAGUGUAUACAAGUAAUGUUUGUACUUUGAAUGAUGGCAAGUACACAAGCACUCCCAUGUUUGCACUUUGUA
Messenger RNA from Amaranthus tricolor (Joseph's coat), 2522 nucleotides. RefSeq lists its product as uncharacterized. The record is from RefSeq and is a predicted model, not a curated record. NCBI's taxonomy places the organism in Eukaryota, Viridiplantae, Streptophyta, Magnoliopsida, Caryophyllales, Amaranthaceae. The transcript is spliced from 2 exons. The coding region runs from base 248 to 2236 and encodes 662 amino acids.